Messenger RNA from Tribolium madens (black flour beetle), 6233 nucleotides. RefSeq names its product kinesin-like protein unc-104 (gene unc-104). NCBI's taxonomy places the organism in Eukaryota, Metazoa, Arthropoda, Insecta, Coleoptera, Tenebrionidae. The coding region runs from base 132 to 5240 and encodes 1702 amino acids. The transcript has 20 exons. Gene Ontology annotation, molecular function: microtubule binding; microtubule motor activity; ATP binding. The record is from RefSeq and is a predicted model, not a curated record. Gene Ontology annotation, biological process: microtubule-based movement.
UCCUGACCGAAGCACAGUUGGCAGCACUGCGCAUGUCCAAUCGAUUUUAUUAACAAAUGUCAUGUAGUGUUUGUUUCUGCAAGGAAAAUCGUAAAUAAAGACAAUAAGUUUUAGGAAAACAAAUAGCAAAAAUGUCGUCAGUCAAAGUAGCAGUUCGUGUCCGGCCGUUCAACAACCGCGAAAUUUCUCGCGAAUGCAAAUGCAUAAUAAAAAUGGGUGGAAACACAACUACAAUCGCAAACCCGAAAGCAGACCCAAAAGAAGCCCUCAAGAGCUUUAAUUUCGACUAUUCCUAUUGGUCCCACGAUGAAACCGAUCCGGAGUUCUCCUCCCAAUUGGUGGUGUACAAAGACAUCGGGGAGGAGAUGCUCCAGCACUCCUUCGACGGCUACAACGUGUGCAUUUUCGCUUACGGCCAAACCGGCGCCGGAAAAUCCUACACCAUGAUGGGGAAACAGGAGGAGGGCCAAGAGGGCAUCAUCCCCCAAAUCUGCAAGGACCUCUUCAACCGGAUCCGCACCAAUGACAACCCCGACAUGAAAUACUCGGUCGAGGUCAGUUACAUGGAGAUCUACUGCGAGCGAGUGCGCGACUUGCUCAACCCCAAGAACAAGGGGAAUCUACGAGUGCGCGAACACCCCCUUUUGGGGCCCUAUGUGGAGGAUUUGAGCAAAUUGGCCGUGACGAGUUACGAGGAUAUCCACGAUUUGAUCGAUGAGGGCAACAAGGCCAGAACUGUGGCUGCCACCAAUAUGAAUGAGACCAGUUCGAGGUCACAUGCAGUGUUUACGAUUUUUUUCACACAACAAAGGUACGACCAAACGACGACCUUGUGCACGGAGAAGGUGUCCAAAAUAUCGCUGGUGGAUCUGGCGGGGUCGGAGAGGGCAGACUCCACGGGGGCCAAAGGUACGAGACUCAAGGAGGGUGCCAACAUCAACAAGAGUCUCACGACAUUAGGAAAAGUCAUCUCGGCCCUAGCCGAAAUUUCGGCGUCCAAGAACAAGAAAUCGAAAAAGGCCGAUUUUAUCCCCUACCGAGACUCGGUCCUCACUUGGUUGCUCCGGGAGAACCUCGGGGGUAACAGCAAGACCGCCAUGAUCGCCGCCAUAUCCCCCGCCGAUAUCAACUACGACGAGACUCUCUCCACUCUCAGAUACGCAGAUAGAGCCAAGCAGAUCGUGUGCAAGGCGGUGGUCAACGAGGACGCCAACGCGAAACUCAUCCGAGAGCUCAAAGAGGAGAUCCAGAAGCUUCGCGAGUUGCUCAAAGCCGAAGGCAUCGACGUGCACGAGGGGCCGGAUGGUAAAGUUAUUUAUGAGAAAAGGGAGCCCCCUAGAGCAGAAGAUAACAUCAUCGCUCGCAACAAUAAAGAAAACGAAAGAUCGAGAACAACAUCGACGACAAUAGCCGAAGAAGCCGUCGAUCAAUUACAAGCCAGUGAGAAACUCAUCGCCGAGUUGAAUGAAACGUGGGAGGAGAAAUUGAAACGCACUGAAGCGAUAAGAAUCCAACGCGAGGCUGUUUUCGCCGAAAUGGGGGUGGCUGUGAAGGAGGACGGGAUCACCGUUGGGGUAUUCUCCCCGAAAUGUACCCCCCAUUUGGUGAAUUUAAACGAGGAUCCAUUCAUGUCCGAAUGCUUGAUUUACUACACCAAGGAUGGGAUUACACGCGUGGGGUCAGCUGAGGCGAAUAUACCCCAAGAUAUCCAACUAGUGGGGUCGCAUAUUAAAUCAGAGCAUUGCAUUUUUGAGAAUAAAGAUGGGAAAGUGAUACUGAUUCCGUCAAAUGGGGCACUAAUUUACGUCAAUGGACGAGAGAUCACCGAACCAGUGGUCCUCAAAACCGGCUCUCGCGUGAUUUUGGGUAAAAACCACGUUUUUCGUUUCACGCAUCCGGACGAGGCGCGUGAAAUGCGUGAAAAGAACACAACUCCAUUGGAGACCGUCGAUUGGAAUUAUGCACAAAUUGAACUAUUGGAAAAACAAGGUGUUGAUUUGAAAGCCGAGAUGGAAAAACGUCUUCUAACACUUGAAGAACAAUAUCGUAAAGAGAAAGAAACUGCUGAUCAACUUUUUGAAGAACAACGAAAGAAUUACGAAGCACGAAUUGAUGCACUACAGAAACAAGUUGAAGAACAGAGUAUGACAAUGUCAAUGUAUAGUUCUUAUACACCAGAAGAUUUCAAUAAUGAAGAUGAUAUUUUCGAUGGGGGCGCUUUUGCAGUGAACCCUCUGUUUGACGCAGAGUGCAAUUGGAACGAGAAGGAGUACGAGUUGGCGGCGAAUGCUUGGAGGAAGUGGAAACAUCAUCAAUUCACCUCCUUGAGGGACGAUCUGUGGGGCAACGCCAUCUUUCUCAAAGAGGCCAAUGCCAUCUCGGUCGAACUCAAAAAGAAAGUCCAGUUCCAAUUUACCCUGCUCACUGACACCCUUUACUCGCCCCUUCCGGCCGAUUUGCGCCCCACAAUCGACUACGACCAAGACGAGGACGCAUCAGUACCAAAAACAAUCGUCGCUGUUGAAGUUCAAGACACCAAAAAUGGGGCUACUCAUUACUGGUCAUUGGAUAAACUCCGUCAAAGACUGGAAUUGAUGCGUCUGGUUUAUAACGAGGAAGUUGUGGAAUUGGCAAGUCCUGAAAUUGGUAUUGAAACAACGACAGCCCCCUUGUUGAGAUGUCUCACGCAAUGUCCACCAUCACCGUCACGCUUCUCACUUACCAGUCUCAUACCGUCGAGACAACGACUGGAACUCAUGCGAGAAAUGUAUCACAACGAGGCCGAAAUGUCACCGACUUCGCCCGAUUAUAACGUGGAAUCCCUCACCGGGGGAGACCCCUUCUACGAUCGUUUCCCCUGGUUUCGCAUGGUCGGUCGUGGGUUUGUCUACUUGAGUAAUCUCUUAUAUCCCGUGACAUUGAUUCAUAAAGUUGCGAUUGUGAGUGAAAAAGGGGAUGUUAGAGGAUAUUUGAGAGUGGCCGUUCAAGCUGUCAUGGAUGAGGAUAAUUCAGAUCAAGUUGGUGUGAGACAAAGUGCAAGAAUUGCAUUUGAAACACCCAAAGCCGUUAUUGAACAUAAAAAUAUUCACAACAUUGAUGAUCGUAUUAUCGAAGGUCAGAGCGCUAUUGAUCCGAUUAAAAUCGAUGAUCUUAUAGAGUGUGAUGCAGAUUCGGGACGUGGAGACAGUUCAGUAUCAUCAGAUUUGAAAGAAGAUGAAAUUCCUGAUCAUUUAUCAAUUGGGAAGGAAUUCACUUUUAGGGUUACGGUCCUACAAGCUGUGGGAAUCUCCACUGAAUAUGCCGAUAUUUUCUGCCAGUUUAAUUUUUUGCACCGACACGAUGAGGCUUUUUCAACGGAACCGGUGAAAAAUUCCGGUAAAGGGACCCCUCUCGGUUUUUACCACGUACAAAAUAUCACAGUUUCAACAACUAAAUCCUUUAUUGAUUAUAUUAAAACUCAACCGAUUGUGUUUGAAGUUUUCGGUCACUACCAACAACAUCCUCUUCACAAAGACGCCAAAUUGGAGGGUAAUGUCCGACAGCCCCCUCGUCGUAUGCUCCCCCCCUCCAUACCGAUCUCACAACCGGUCAGAUCGAGCAAAUUCGGGGCUUUGCCCUCCCCUUGUACCGCUCAUAUUCAUGCCAAAGUGGACGUUUUAGUAUGGUUUGAAAUUUGUGAAUUGGCACCAAGUGGCGAGUACGUUCCUGUUGUGGUUGAACAUAGUGAUGAUUUGCCUUGUCGUGGAUUAUUUUUGUUGCAUCAAGGAAUCCAGAGACGGAUUAGGAUUACAAUUGUUCAUGAUCAAGCCGCUGAGAUUAAAUGGAGAGAUGUGAGAGAGUUGGUAGUGGGAAGGAUUAGGAAUAGUCCAGAGUCGGAUGAGGAUGAGGAUAAUGAUAAUUCCGUAUUGUCAUUGGGAUUGUUUCCAGGGGAGUAUUUGGAGGUGCCGGGGGAUGAUAGAGUGAUGUUUAGGUUUGAGGCGGCGUGGGAUAGCUCAUUGCAUAAUUCACCAUUGUUGAAUAGGGUCACGGCCUGUGGGGAGCAAAUCUUCAUGACCAUUUCUGCAUAUUUAGAGUUGGAAAAUUGUGGCCGCCCCGCCAUUAUAACAAAAGACUUAAGUAUGGUGAUAUAUGGAAGAGAUGCACGAACUGGUCCACGAUCUCUCAAACAUCUCUUUUCCGGAAAUUAUCGUAACGCCGAAGCUAAUCGAUUGUCGGGAGUCUACGAAUUGCUAUUGCGACGUGCUAGUGAAGCAGGUAGUCCAGGUGUGCAAAGACGGCAACGUCGCGUCUUAGACACCAGUUCCACUUACGUACGUGGCGAAGAGAAUCUCCACGGUUGGCGUCCUCGUGGCGAUUCGUUAAUCUUCGACCACCAAUGGGAGCUCGAGAAAUUGACCCGACUUGAAGAAGUAGAACGUGUACGACACACUCUCCUCUUACGCGAACGUCUCGGUCUUGAUCGUUCAACCAAUCACAACAAAUAUCAUUUAGAUUAUACGAAAAGUGAGAAAGAAGUAUGCAACAUGGUUGCUAAGAAUAACAAUCUUAAUGCAACUGUUGAUUAUUACGAAUAUAACGAUCGCGAGAUGCAGCUUUUGAUGAAAUGUGUUAGAUUGAUUCAGGGGCGAGGGAGAGAAAAUGUGUCGGGGAUGAAGGAGAAGGAGGUUUCAAGUCCUGAAGAAAUGACCGAAAUGAGUACUAGUAUGUUGUCGAGUAUGGGUUCGAUAGAGUUGUGUUCACCGGAAAGGGCAGCUCUUCCGGGUGAAUGUGCUCCAUUCCCACCCGUUCCUGUCUCUCCUCCGGGUCCCAGAGACCCGGAAUUGGUACUAUACGUACCCGAUAUGGAAGAGAUUAGGAUUUCACCUGUGGUGGCAAGAAAAGGAUAUUUGAAUGUAUUAGAGCACAAAACCCAUGGUUGGAAGAAACGAUGGGUGGCCGUUCGGCGACCAUACGUUUUUAUCUUUCGUGAUGAGAAAGAUCCCGUAGAAAGGGCCCUUAUUAAUCUAGCAACAGCCCAAGUGGAGUAUUCCGAAGACCAAUUAGCUAUGGUUCGACUCCCAAAUACCUUUAGUGUGGUAAGCAAACAUCGUGGUUAUCUACUUCAAACUCUACAUGAGAAGGAAGUACAUGAUUGGUUGUAUGCUAUUAAUCCACUAUUGGCUGGUCAAAUACGAUCAAAGUCGGCUAGACGCAACCCAAUUCGUCAAGAAAAUUCCGAAACUAGUGUAGCAUGCAAAUGAGAUUUAAUCGUUAUGGAAUCCGUUUUGGUUUAUUAGUUUUUUGGUUGUGAUUCCAUAAAAGGGGAUUUGGUUCCAGUCCAGGUGCUAUUGAAUUACAUUAUAAAUAGAGCAAAAAAAAUUAAUUCUGCUCUCUAAAAAUGUGUUUUUCGUAGCAUCUGGGCUGUUUUUCUAGUCGAGUGUAAGGAUUGUGUGCAAUAAGCGAAUUUGAAUGCUUAUUUUCGUUUUGAUUGAUCUCAAUGUUUCUAAGAUGAUGUUAAAAUAGUAUUAAAGCUUCUUCUAGUAUAACAAAUAUUUAAUACAUGUAACAUCAUAUUCAGCCGUUUUAAUGUUAAGGCCUCGGUAAAAUGAGUGUAAAGAAACCAAAUUUUGACACCUUUUCGUUUGAUUUUCGGGCACAGUGAUGUACAGGGUGUUUAUUGUUCAAUCGAUGGAAGAGCUCACUUUUUGAUUAUUUUUCGAACUUCCACUUUAACCCUGUUGUUAUUUUUGUACUAGUAGAUUUACACGAAUUGUUUUUAUUGUAUAUACCUACCAAAGUUAGCACAAUAGAUUUCACGCUGAAACCGCUAUUGUUUCAAAACUGGCAUUUGUAAGCCUAGACUUACAUUCAUGACCAUGUCUUGACUGAUUUUAGUUAUUUGAUUUGGUUGUUGUAGGUGCUUGUUAAACUCAUCAUAAUUUUAUUUUUAUAGCUAGUUCCCCUAUAGACACAGUGCUACGCUUAUCUAAGCUAUAAAUGUAAAAAAGAAGUACUAUUUAAUGAAAAUUUGUAGGUACAAUGUAGGAAAAUUUACAUUGAUUUCUGUUUUUUGUUUCACUUUAUUUUCUGAUGCUGCCUUGCCAUUUAUAAUAUUAAUUGAACGAUUAUUAUUAUUGUAUAAUUGUGUAAGCAUUAUAUGAAGUAAAUAAAACCAAACAAUUGCUCUUUUAUUUUACUAAUCACUCAGAUAAUUACAUUUCAAUCAACUGAAAAUUGUUAUUGCUUUUUAAUUA